UUAAGGAUUUAACGAUAGAGUUGAGAUAGAGAGUGAAAAAAAAUUAAAAGAAACAAAUGGGUAAGAACAAUACCACAAUCCUCAUCAUUGCGAUGGUUUUAACCGCGGCAAUGAUGAUGGAAGACGCUAAGAGUUAUCCUCUAUGCAACACCGACACAAACGACUUGCAGAAAUGUUCUCCAGCUGUAACUGGAAACAGCCCGCCACCUCCGGGACCCGACUGCUGCGCAGUGGCUAGAUCCGCUAAUCUUGAAUGUCUCUGCCCGUAUCUCUCUCUGUCCGGGAUUGACCCUUCAAAAAUCAAGUCUGUUCUGGCCAGUUGUGGCGUGGGCAAUCCUUCCUGUUUGUCAUGAUUCAAGAACUGAGCUGGACACAGGCGCAGAGUUUGUCUCGACUUGAGAAGUCUAAAAAGUUAUGAUUAUGUCUUUUGGCGUUGUGAUUCAAAUAAAUUUGCCAAAAAAUAAAAAUAAAAAAAAAUAAAUUGCCCAAGUUUGCACUUAUUUUCAGUCGGCCUUUGUAAUGUAGUGUUAAAUCCAAAUUUGAUUUAACAUCUACGUCCUUUUGGAUUUGUGUUUCAAAUAAAUCAUGUUUGAAGUAA
Raphanus sativus (radish) is the source of this 598-nucleotide messenger RNA. Its product is annotated as putative lipid-transfer protein DIR1. The transcript has 2 exons. The coding region runs from base 57 to 353 and encodes 98 amino acids. Lineage: Eukaryota; Viridiplantae; Streptophyta; Magnoliopsida; Brassicales; Brassicaceae. Gene Ontology annotation, molecular function: fatty acid binding. Gene Ontology annotation, biological process: systemic acquired resistance. The record is from RefSeq and is a predicted model, not a curated record.